Phasianus colchicus (ring-necked pheasant) is the source of this 2366-nucleotide messenger RNA. It is a transcript of the gene DNAJA1, whose product is annotated as DnaJ heat shock protein family (Hsp40) member A1. The record is from RefSeq and is a predicted model, not a curated record. Gene Ontology annotation, biological process: protein folding; response to heat. Gene Ontology annotation, molecular function: Hsp70 protein binding; ATP binding. Lineage: Eukaryota; Metazoa; Chordata; Aves; Galliformes; Phasianidae.
ACGGGACCGGCUCCGAACUUUCCAGAAAAGUCGGGAGCAGAGAGCGGCGCGGCAGAGUCCUGCAGAGAGCGGGAGCUGUGCGGAGCUGCCCACCGCCGCUACCAUGGUGAAGGAGACUACAUAUUACGACGUGCUGGGGGUCAGCCCCAGCGCCUCGGCUGAGGAGCUGAAGAAGGCGUACCGCAAGCUGGCGCUGAAAUAUCACCCCGAUAAGAACCCCAACGAGGGCGAGAAGUUCAAACAGAUCUCGCAGGCGUACGAGGUGCUGUCCGACCCGAAGAAGAGGGAUCUGUACGACAAGGGCGGAGAGCAAGCCAUCAAGGAGGGCGGCUCGGGCAGCGGUUUCGGGUCUCCCAUGGAUAUCUUUGACAUGUUCUUCGGAGGCGGCGGGAGGAUGCAGAGGGAGAGGCGAGGCAAAAAUGUGGUCCACCAGUUAUCAGUAAGUUUAGAAGAUAUGUACAAUGGUGCAACAAGGAAACUUGCGCUGCAGAAGAAUGUUAUCUGUGAUAAAUGCGAAGGUCGUGGUGGUAAGAAGGGUGCAGUAGAAUGCUGCCCAAACUGCAGAGGGACAGGCAUGCAAAUCAGAAUUCACCAGAUUGGGCCAGGCAUGGUGCAGCAGAUGCAGUCUGUGUGCAUGGAGUGCCAGGGGCAUGGAGAGCGCAUCAGCCCUAAGGACCGCUGCAAGAGCUGCAAUGGCAGGAAAAUCGUUAGAGAGAAGAAGAUUCUGGAAGUGCAUAUUGACAAAGGAAUGAAGGAUGGUCAGAAAAUAACAUUCCAUGGUGAAGGGGACCAAGAGCCAGGACUAGAACCAGGGGAUAUUAUUAUUGUCUUGGAUCAAAAAGACCACUCUGUAUUUACAAGACGCGAUGAAGACCUUCUUCUGUCUAUGGACAUACAACUGGUUGAAGCACUGUGUGGCUUUCAGAAGCCUAUUGUGACUCUGGAUAAUAGGACUAUUGUUAUUACCUCCCAUCCUGGCCAGGUUGUCAAACAUGGAGCUAUUAAGUGUGUUUUAAAUGAAGGCAUGCCAAUUUAUCGCAGACCAUAUGAGAAAGGACGUCUCAUCAUAGAGUUCAGGGUGAACUUCCCAGAGAGUGGCUUCCUUUCCUCAGAUAAGCUGUUGUUACUUGAAAAACUGCUUCCUGCAAGACAGGAAAUAGAAGAAACUGAGGAAAUGGAGCAAGUGAACUUAGUGGACUUUGAUCCAUCUCAAAAAAGAAAACAUAUCUAUAAUGGGGAAGUCUAUGAAGACGAUGACCACCAUCCUAGAGGUGGUGUUCAGUGUCAGACAUCAUAGAAGGGCCGUCAGUAACUUGUGAUGCUUGUUUUGUAUGUGUUAGUGGAUGAGUGAAAGACUACAGGCAGUUCACUGUCACUUCUUGCUAUUCGUUGUUAUAACCAGCCAUAGUUGUUUUAUCUAAAAAGCAUAAAGGAAAAAAAUAAACUAAUGAAACUGACUCUCCAACUUGUGUAAAGCUCCAGGACGCAAGCUCAAAUUAAACUGAGCACACUUCACCUCUGCCUGAUGAUACAAGACAGCUCCCUCACCUGCUAGUCUUUUCUUUCAAGCCUUGUAAUUCCUGUAUGUGUGCAAUUGCUGAGGCUUAGACUAAGCUGCUGUGGUGAUCUUUUUGUGUAUUCUAGGUCUUAUACUCUAAAGUAUGCACAAGUGCAUAUAAGUCAUGGUAAGACAUAGUUACUAAGCUGUGUACCAGUUAGGAUAACAUGUUAAUGUUUGGGGCUUGCACUGGUGUUUGUCCAGUAGGGAUUGGCUUAACACAGCCACAUAAUACAUGAAGCUAAUGGGGAUGUGGUCAGUUUUUGUAAACCCAUUAAAGUCACAUGACCUAUGAGUUCUCAAGUUUCUGCUCCUAAGGUCAAACAGGUUUUUUGCCAGCUCUGCUAUGGCCUUGGAGCUAAAUGUGAAACUUCGUUCAGGUCAUUGCUGACUGCUUUUUUGCUGAUGUUCUGCACAGUACUGGGUUUAGAGCCAGUGGUUGUUUGGCUACUGCAGGGGGGGUUUCUUUGCUACCAUGCAUGAGUGAAAAACUCCAGGCAUUAUCAGCACAUGUGCUGUUUGGGGAUAGCCUGCCAGCAUGCGAAGCUUUACUUUGCCCUUAAUUCUGAAAUUAGAUACCCUACAGUGGUAUGUCAUGGAGAGCACUACUCACCCUACUGGUGGGCACAUGCAAGCCUGCAGGAGAAAGAAAUUUAUUGUCAGCAUGUAUCCCAACUGACACAUCUAGGAUGUUCUGAAUCUAAUGUAUUGUGUGCAUUAUUUUAAGCUGACUGUUGAAAAUUUCUGUAUGAAUGUUCUAAUUAUGUAGAUGAAGUAUUUCCAAUAUAAUUACAAAAUUGUUCAUUGC